UCACCCCCUAGCAGGAGCCGCUCCAUUCUAGACACGAUCUAGCCGUCUUAGGUCUCAUGCUGGCAGGGAUUACUGGAGUAGCUGCGCACGUCGAGCGACCUGCUGUCCAAACCCCAUUUCAGCGCUACAUAAGGCAGCUGAGAGAAAAUUCUCCAUGAAUGUACGUCACAAUGAUGAUGACCGACCAAAUCCCACUGGAACUGCCACCCUUGCUGAAUGGGGAGGUAGCUAUGAUGCCGCAUAUAGUAAAUGGAGAUGGAUCACAGCAGGUCAUUCUAGUUCAGGUUAACCCAGGAGAGACCUUUACAAUACGUGCAGAGGAUGGAACACUGCAGUGCAUUCAAGGUCCUGCAGAAGUUCCAAUGAUGUCUCCCAAUGGGUCCAUUCCACCAAUACAUGUACCUCCAGGUUACAUUUCACAGGUUUUAGAAGACAGCACAGGAGUACGACGUGUAGUGGUUACUCCGCAGUCUCCAGAUUGUUACCCUCCCAGUUAUCCAUCCGCCAUCUCCCCAACUCACCAUUUACCUCCGUACCUUGCACAUCAUCCACAUUUCUUACAUAAUUCACACAACCCAUUCUACCCACCAGUCACAGGGCCAGGAGAAAUACCACCCCAGUUCUUCCCUCAUCAUCUCCCUCCCACAAUUUAUGGAGAACAAGAAAUCAUACCACUCUUUGGAAUGUCCAGUUACAUCACUCGAGAAGACCAGUAUUGCAAACCUCAACACAAGAAGCUCAAACAGAUCGAUAGACAAAACCGGUUGAACAGCCCUCCAUCCACUAUAUACAAGAACCAUAUAGGAAACUGUGCGACUGUGUAUAAUGGCAAAGCUCACAAUGGAGCAGGCUGUGGCGGAGUGGGCAGUGUAAUGGGACUUAAAAAGACCGACCGCAGGGCGCGGAGCAGUCCAAAGUCAAAUGAGCAAGACACACAAGAGUAUGAACCUGAAAUUAAGAAGAAUCAAGAAAUUUUAUCAGGGAUAGAGAAAUUAACGGUCUCUAAUAUUCAAUCCAGAACAGCUUUAGUAUCAUGGUCUCCUACCAAUGGGUAUCCAAAUGGAGAUAAAUCCAGUAAUGGUCUGUCCUAUUCCUGUAGUUAUGAGGUUGCUUUAUCAGACAAAGGGAGAGAUGGAAAAUAUAAGAUUAUUUACAGUGGAGAAGAAUUAGAGUGUCAUUUGAAAGACCUCAGGCCGGCAACAGAUUACCAUGUCAGGGUCUAUACAACAAAUAAGUCAGUAAAGGGAUCCUGUUCUGAACCCAUCACGUUCACCACUCACAGCUGUGCACCAGAAUGUCCCUUCCCACCUAAACUGUCUCACAGAACCAAGAGUUCACUCACACUACAAUGGAAGGCACCACUUGAUAAUGGUUCAAAAAUCACCAACUACCUUUUACAGUUUGAUGAGGGUAAACGAAAUAGCGUGUUCAGAGAAUGUUACAUGGGGAACCAAAGGCACUGCAAACUGACAAAACUGUGUCCAGCAAUGGGAUAUACAUUUAGAGUAGCAGCGCGCAAUGAUAUUGGAAAAAGUGAGUACAGCCAGGAGGUUGUGUACUACACGUUAGGCAAUAUCCCUCCCACACCCGCAGCACCCAAGCUUAUAAGAGCCGGAAUUACGUGGAUAAGUCUCCACUGGACGAGGCCGGAGGGAUGUUUUCCAGAAGAGGUGGUUUCAUACACGCUGGAGAUUCAGGAGGAUACCGACAGUGUAUUUCAACCUACAUACACUGGAGAAGAAUUAACAUGUACUGUGAAUAAUCUCCAAAGAAGCACACAAUACAAAUUUAGGCUUAUUGCCUCCAAUGUUGAAGGAAGUAGCAGUCCGAGUGAAAUAUUGGUCUGCACCACAAGUCCGGACCAGCCAGGUCCUCCAUCUCAACCUGCAGUUAUGGGCUCUGUCUCUGCACAUGGCUUCACAGUUCAUUGGGAUGCUCCCGAGGACAACGGUGGCUCAGAAAUACUCAAAUACCUUUUGGAGAUUUCCGAAGGGGCUUCUGAAGCAACACAAUGGAAGGUGGCAUAUAGUGGGUCUGCAACAGAAUAUACCUGUAAUGACUUGAAACCAGGCACUUUAUACAAACUCCGUGUGUGUUCCAUCAGCACAGGAGGGCACAGUCAGUGUUCUGAAAGUCAGCCUAUUCAUACAUUAUGUGUAGCACCAGGUCCUUGUCAAGCACCAAGAGUGGUAGGCAAACCAAAGCACAAAGAAGUUCACUUACAAUGGGAUGCCCCAGAAUGCCAGGUAUCCGAGUACAGCCUAGAGCUCAGUAUACCUGAAGGACAUACCACUGAGGUCUAUCAUGGUUGUGAGUUAGAGUGUACAGUCAGCGAUCUUCUUCCUGGAAGUACUUAUCAGUUCAAAGUACGAGCGUUGAAUGAUGGAGGAUACGGUCCUUACUCAGAAGCCACAGAGAUCACAACUGCAGCAGGACCACCCGCACAGUGCAGACCUCCAGUCCUGACAUUCCUCUCUGACACAUGUGUACUUAUAAGCUGGGAGAGUCCUGAAAGCAACGGUGCAGAUAUCUCAGAAUACAGACUACAGUGGGGAAGAGAAGAAGAUAUUCUAGAAUUAGUUUACAGCGGAUGUGACACUAGUUUUCAGGUGUCUGAUCUGUCACCAGCAACACAGUAUUGCUGCCAACUUCAGGCAGUAAAUUUAUCUGGAGUUGGACCAUACAGUGACCUAGUGAGCUGCAAGACCCCAGCUUCUGUCCCUGAUGCAGUGCCUAACCUUUAUUUGAUAGAUGGAGCCCAUCUAGAAUCAUAUACAAUGCUCUCAUCAGUGUGCCUACUACUGAGCUGGGAGGAACCCUGCAGCAAUGGAUCCGAAAUCACAGGGUACCACAUAAACAUGGGGGAGAAUACCAUCUCAGUAGAAAAUGUAACAAGUCACGUCAUUGAGGAUCUGCAGCCAGAAGCAACCUACCAAAUCCGAAUUCAAGCAGUGAAUGAAAUUGGAGUUGGGCCGUUCAGUGAAACAAUCCAUGUAAAGACAAACCCUCUCCCUCCACUGCCUCCUCGGCUCGAGUGUGUGGCCGCCGGACCCCAGAGCCUGAAACUGAAGUGGGGAGAAAGUGGAACCAAGUUUCAAACACUGGAUGAUGUCAUCUUCAUCCUUCAAAUAGAAGAUAAAAAUAAAAGGUUUCUUCCUAUUUACCGGGGUCCAAGCCACACCUAUAAAGUGCAGAGACUGACUGAGUUCACUUGCUACAACUUCAGAAUCCAGGCUGUGAAUGAUGCUGGGGAAGGACCGUUUUCUGACGUCUACACAUUCAGUACAACCAAAUCAGUGCCACCAACUAUUAAAGCUCCUCGUGUAACACAGUUAGAAGGAAACACAUGUGAAAUUGCCUGGGAGACAGUAUCUCCUAUGAAGGGGGAUCCAGUUGGAUACAUUUUACAAGUACAGGUUGGCCGAGAGUCAGAAUAUAAACAGGUGUACAAAGGAGAAGACACAUCGUUCCAUAUCUCAGGUGUUCAAGCUAAUAUGGAUUACAGAUUUCGGGUUUGUGUAUGUCGUCGAUGCAUCGAUACUUCCCAGGAACUCUGUGGAUCUUACAGUCCAUCUGCAUCUUUUAUUAUGAGACGGAAUGAUCUCAUGUUGCCGGAGGACCUAUCACACCUUGACCGUUCAAAACUCAAGGGCAUGGUGCCUACUGACGAACAGUUUGCAAUUCUUAUUGUUUUAGGCUUUGCAACCUUGUCCAUUUUAUUUGCCUUUAUACUUCAGUACUUCUUUAUGAAGUAAACCAUGAAGACAAGUUAGAGAUAUAAACUUAAAUAAUGCUGCACAUUAUAAUCCAUUUAUUCAAAUAUUCAUUUUUAAAUAAAUACAGACAUUUUCCGUUCUACAUUUUAUAUUCAUAUUUUUACUGUUUCAAUACAUUCUCAAUGUUUUGAUGCACCUUUUUGAAAUGUAGACCCAGGACAUAGCUGAAAUUUGUUUUUGCUACGUAGCUAUAUAACGCUAUAAACUGCAGCUGCAGUGUUCUGUUCCUGAGCUGAUUCAUUUUCAUUACCCAAAUUAGUGGUUGACUUUGUUUCUAAACAAACAGUCAAAAUGCAGAAUAAUUCAAUGCAAUCCAAACACUUGUGGCUUUUGAUCGAGCUUUGUAUAUCAAUUUGGCUUUCCACAGAAACAUGGACAUACACAGACAUUCAUGCAAAAAGGUACAUACAUGGGUACAGAUGCAUACACGCGAGAGUUCUACAUAUACUAGCUUUUAAUAAUGAAAUCUAAAUUCAAACAUUUAUGUAGAAAAUGUAUUGUGAAAUUUCAUGUAUUUAACUUGAAAUUGCUUAUAUAGUUGAUAUGAUAUUGCUAUUUUUAAGAAGGGAACUUAACUGCAUGUUUACAAACUUAAGUGAUAUACAAUAUACGCAAAAGAAAAUAGUGCCUUAAAAUUCAGUGCGCUUUAAGGCUAUGUUGUCUUCUGUAUAUGGUUGCUGGCAGUAACAGCAUGUUCAAAACCAAUGUAAUAGCAGUUGUUAGGGUGUAAAAUUUAGAAUUUCUUUGUGUUGAACCAAUGCAGCUAAUAUAACGUUCAAGCCAAAUCAUUACUUACUGUAGUUUACAGUUUAGUAUAUCUCACUGUGUGGUUUAGAUAGUUAUUAAAUUACAUAUAUAGUUAGUACGGUUGAAAAAAGACACCUGUCCAUCAAGUUCAACCAAGGAGGUGAAGGGAAGGUGUAUGGUCGGAUAAAGGGGACAGGAUGUGAAUCUAUGUUUCUGCAUAAACAUUAAUGUUAUUUUAUUCUACAAUUGUAUCUAUCUACCCUUGUUUAAAGCCCACAACUGGUCCUGCUUUGACCAGUUCCUGAGGUAGACUGUUCCAUAACUUCACAGUUCUUAUGGUUAAGAAGGCUUGUCAUCUCGGGAAACUAAACCUUUUUUUCUUCAGAUGGAGGGAGUGCCGCCUUGUCUUUGGAGGGGGUUUUAUCUGUAACAGUUUUUUCCCAUAUUCUUUGUAUUGGGCCAUUUAUAUACUUAGAUAAGUUGAUCAUAUCCCCCUUAAAGGGGUACUCUGGUAGAAUUUUUUUUUUUUAAAUCAACUGGUGCCAGAAAGCUAAACAGAUUUGUAAAUUACUUCUAUU
Molecule: messenger RNA, 5101 nt
Organism: Hyla sarda
Lineage: Eukaryota; Metazoa; Chordata; Amphibia; Anura; Hylidae
Gene: FNDC3B
Product: fibronectin type III domain containing 3B
Exons: 26
Coding region: 159-3755 (1198 amino acids)
Molecular function (GO): protein binding
Source: RefSeq, a predicted model, not a curated record